GUAUAAAUGUAGCCGGGAAAGGUUGCACGUUAAUCAGACGUACAGCAUGACAAAGAGACUGGGUACCUUGCUCUGUGGGCUGCUGUUCUGCAGCGCCGCCCUAGCGGAAUGUCCCGAUGAUGCCGCGGAUUUGGUGUCAUGGACUACACAAAUUGGAACGACCUCUCCCCAAGACGAAAUAACGAUCUCCAGCCCCGUGCUCCUGGACACGUCCGUGGAACUGUUCGGACUGACCAUCGCUUCCGGUGGCCGUCUGGUAUGGAGCAGAGCCGGCGAUUACGGAAUGAGGUCGCACUAUAUCAAAAUUCAAAAUGGCGGAGAACUACAUAUCGGGAGCCCGACUUGUAGAUUCGGCAAGAAAGCACGAAUCACUCUAUUGGGUGAACCCGAUGAGAAACUGAACAUUCCUGGCUUUGGAGAGAAGUUCCUUGGAGUAGAGGCAGGAGGAGUCCUAAACCUAUACGGAAGGGAGAAGUUAUCGUGGACAAAGUUGACUAAGCACGUUCCUAAGUUUGAUGAAGCCACGGCCGAGAUCUUUAAUCAUAAGGACUCGGGAGAUAUUGAAAGGGGACAUGGUAUUUAUAUCUACCAUUUCAGGGAAGAUUUUCCCGCCGACUUUGAUAUUGAAAAAGACCCAGGAAUAGUUUAUGUAAACCGUAUACACAAGUCAUUGAAAUCCUGGAACCAAGAUAACAUCAAUACAGCCAUUAGCGAACUUGCCACUUUCUUGAACAACAUACCUGUUGGUGAUAUUUUUGUUCUUGCAACACAAAGAGAUUACAAACGGGAGGACCGAGAUUACACCACCUUGUUUGACGCCUUUGAUCUUGUAGCACCAGUCAAUUCCCUUAGAAACGUUCAGCCGGACGAUGCUUACGUUGCUUUGGGCAAAAAAGGAGACCAGGCGAGCUUUAAAGAGGAUAUGGAUUCCACAAUUGGACCCGAUAACAGAACGGAAGCACUUUUGGUUUACAGCGAUGACUCCCGGGAGCGUGAGUUAGUUGUAAGCACAUAUAAUGGACUGGAGUCAUGGCAAGGGAGCCUUGGGUUGUUUGUGUUCAACACUCUGUUAACCCGGCCCAUCAUCUCCGUAGUCGAUAAUGUGAACUCAUGGAAAACCGGUGACAAGAUCUUCGUGGCGUCCACGGAUUACGACUGGAGGCAGGUUGAGGAGUUUGAAGUCAUUCCUUGUAACAACGUCAUCUGUUCAUCAAACACCGUCAGACUGAACCAUCCAUUCGAAUACGACCACUACGGAGAGAUCUACAACCGGGUAGACAUGAGGGCAGAGGUGGGGCUAAUGACCCGACACAUUCUUAUUGACGCUGAGGUGUCUGAGGGAAACAGCAAUGGUGGACACGUAAAGUUUUUGCAUGGAUUCAAAGAUGUCCAGGUUGACGGAGUAGAAUUGACGAAUCUGGGACAGCCUUUGAUACUAGGUAGAUACCCGCUCCACUACCACAUGUGUGAGGAUCUGUCGGACACAUCCGUGUACCCCACACAGUCCGUGCUCCGGAAAAACUCCAUCCACCACACUCAGUUCCGGUGUGUCACUAUUCACGGAACACACAGCGCCAGGCUGAUUGAUAACGUCUGCUACGAUUCCGUCGGCCACGGGUUCUUCUUGGAAGAUGGAGGAGAGAAGAAUACGUACUUCCGGGGAAAUCUUGGCCUAGGUCAGAGACGGUUUGUUGGGACGACCGUUCUUGAUGUGACCGGGGCUAUCCCCACAGACACAUCGAAAGGUCCUGCCACGUUUUGGAUCACUAAUCCUCUAACCACAGUCCUAAACAACGCUGCAGCCGGGGGAGAGGGUGUUGGUAUGUGGUUUGUGUAUCCAGAUCUCCCCACGGGACCCUCCAGAGCCCGGAACUUUAUGCAGGACAAGGAGGCCCGCCAUACCAAGAUCACACUGUACAAAAACAACGUCCACCAUUCUUACGUCAGGGCUGGUCUGUUUGUUGACAACAUCGAGCACGAUGAUUUAACUGUCUCCGACUACAACAAAUACAACCCCAAACAGAACCCCUUGGAUCCCUCAUCGGCCCCCGUUCCCGCCGUGUUCGAAAGAGUCACGGCUUACAAGAACAAAGCUCAAAAUAUCUGGGUCCGUGGAACCCCCAUCAUUGUGAGAGAGUCCUCAUUUGCAGACAGUAAGAUUGGAGCAACCGUCAUCAGAGAACAAGAUAUUUGGGUGGAGUUUAUCAACAAUGUGGUGAUUGGGUACUCCGACAAUCUCGGGAAACCAAACACAGGCUACACUCGCUCCUACCCGUCCACCCCAUCAAGAGAUGUUGUGGGGUUCAGGUUUAACAAAGGACCUGUUUUCGUCAAAAACACCUGGUUCCACGAUUUUGUGUCAACAGACAUCCACAGAUCUGCAGCGAUGUCCAACACCGAAUGUUUCAGCCAUAUGAAUCCGCAAAACCAAGUGGAAAAUGUUCUCUUCAGCUUUGCUGAUGGACCCGGCAACCGUUUCCUGUUCCGGGAGUGUGUAAGUGAAAGUACCACUACCGCUAAUACAGAGAGAGAGGAGGACAGUCUGUUUAUGCUGAAGGACAUCGGGAACGGCUUGACGGGACACUCAACAACAAAGUCUGUCACUCUGGUGAAGAACACUCCGUUCCUCGUCACCAGCCAAUGUAGAGUUAGAGAUUCCUGGAAUGUCGCUUACUGCCCCUAUAACUAUGGAGAGAUUAUGGUGUCAUUUUCUGAUGAGAGAGAAAUGAGUGUUUAUAGAACAGAUGGCGCUUUACCCAAAAGAUCUGUUCUGGAGAAAGAGUUUAUCGCUAUCUUGGGAGAGUCGAACCAAAACCAGAAGAAUUUCCAGUAUUUAGUCGCCUUCGACGACGGACUGCCACAAUCUGUAACAUUUAAAGGAGAAUCUAUAACAAAGUCGGACUCCGUCAUCAUGGCCUACUGCGUGCCCAGGGAUGCCCUUCUUAGCUUCUGGUAUAAAAUGGGCAGUACAUCGGUACCCACACAACCAGUCUGCUCCCUGGAGGAGAUCCAACAAGACACCGAGGGGGGCAAAUAUUUCUACGACAAGAACGUCGGGGUUGUGUUUUUCAAAAUGCUAAACGAUGUGGAGUACGCCACUGGAGAGAAAGCGUCCUGUCCCUCGGGUAAAUGUGUCCGGGCUGGGGUCAAUAUACAGUCUGGUACCCUCACGGACAGCGAUUGUUACGACCGGUUUAUACUGGAGACGUCCUAUGUACACGCAGCAGAGGGAAGCCCCAGCGCUGCGAAUGAUGUUUUGCUGGCAACAACCCCCCAAGCUCCAGAGUUUUUGGGCGCCGGAUCUACCUAUCCAUAGGAAUGAACUUUGGCAAGCUUCUUAGAGUUUCUGUGAUAUUUUCCAUUUUGAGGCAUUUGAGUUUGCCGACAAUUUAUGCAAACUUUUCUUUGAAGAAGUGUUUAGUACUUUUUGAUAAUUAAUUUUUUUUUUAUUGAAAUAAUUAUAAUAUUGUAUUUCUGAUCAAAUAGUGAGAAUUGUACUUUUAUUUUUUACUUUUUUUUUGUAAAAAAAAAUGAAAUGCGUAAUACUUUGUAUAUAACAAUAAAGCAUGGUUACAAA
Magallana angulata is the source of this 3577-nucleotide messenger RNA. Its product is annotated as cell surface hyaluronidase-like. Bases 47 to 3316 code for a protein of 1089 amino acids. The transcript has 24 exons. The record is from RefSeq and is a predicted model, not a curated record. NCBI's taxonomy places the organism in Eukaryota, Metazoa, Mollusca, Bivalvia, Ostreida, Ostreidae.